CAUUAUUACUACCGGUUUACUUCCGGGUACUAGCAUGCUACUCGUAGCUGUGCACAGAUGAAAGAUGGGAAAAGAUGAUUUUAGAUGUAUUGAAUGUAACGAAAAAGCAGCGGAACUCCACAGGGAUUACAGCAACGGGAUCCUGAAGAUAACAAUAUGUGAGUCCUGCCAGAAGCCAGUGGACAAGUACAUUGAAUAUGACCCAGUCAUCAUCCUCAUCGAUGCCAUUUUGUGCAAGACACAGGCUUUCAGGCACAUUUUGUUCAACACAAGACUAAAUAUCCACUGGAAGCUGUGUGUGUUUUGCCUGCUGUGUGAGGCCUACCUCAGGUGGUCCAUGCUCCAUGGCUCCGAGCAGAGCAGUGACCCUGCUGAUAUAAUCAGAUACACAAAGGAAUGGGAAUUCUACGGCAUGUUUGGAUUGGCUGCUCUUGAGCUGUCAGCUUUCUGUGGCGGAGUGCUGUGUUUCCUUUGGGUGGUGGUCUGCUGCCUGCAGGGUGGGACCAUGGAGCUCUGCCUGCUCCUCAGAGCCCUGCUGUUGUCGUGCUACGGCAAAGUCCUCCUCAUCCCCGCUGUCAUCUGGGAGUACGAUUACUCCCCGCUCUGCCUGGGCCUCAUCAAACUAUUUGUGCUCACCUCAAAUUCACAGGCGAUCAGAGUGAUCCUGAACAGCAGGAGACGUCUGUCGCUGAUGGCCGUUUGUGUAGGCCUGCUGUCGGAGACCUGCGUGGCUCAGGCUUGUAAGAAGCUUUCAUGGAGCAUCCAGGACAUGUUGACAUUUUAAUGAGAUGGAAGUGUCAGCUGUCUCAGGGAGGAGUGAGUGACCACCAUCAUGGACUUUCUACACAUGGGAUUCAAGUUGAAGUUCCUUUCAACUGUUUUGCUUUUGCUGGCUGCUAAUGCCAGCCAUGUGUUUUGUGUUUAUUUAAAGGUAUGAAACACAUCUCCUCCUGUGUGCUAGAAACCUGACUGACACUGCAUGAAAAAAGGCCAGAUCUGUGUUGAGUUUAUGUGAUACAACACGAGAGACUGAGAAUUUGUGCUCCCCGUAGAGGAAAAGAGACAUCUUCAUAUAGGAGGAAUGUUUUUAUUUGGUUUUAAUAUGGAUAACCUGGGGUUCAUCGUGCAAAAAAGUCACAGAGGGAGACGAAUGUCACGCAGACAUCUCCUGAUCCAAGCUCCUGUUAAACAUGCUCCAGUUCCUGAGCCACUCUUGAGGAAUGACACAAACACAGACCCCGAGGUUGUAAUUUGACAACAGCUACUUCUCUGUUUGGACACGCAGCAGUCCUCACAUUCCUGAGCUAAUUGGUGAACUGUUUGCCAAAAUUAACCUAAACACACAUAUGGGAAUGUAUAGGAACAGGGUGACUUUGCAGGUAUUUAUUGCAGCGUUACUGAUGAGAGAACUGCUCAUGUAGUUCCAACCAAGAUCCAGUAUUUUGUUUUGAUGACGUUAUUGGGAUUUUUGUCAUAAUUGACUAGUAUAGCAAAUAUUUUUAAUGGUGUUUUUUAAAUAGCUAUAUUGAAAAUGCCUUUCAUGUGAUGAUGUGAGUGAUCUGAUCAACACUCCCAUGUCCCCAAAUAAUCAUUUAAAAACAAUACUAGAAGCGAAUCUUACACUUUUGUGAGAACAGAGCCGGUGUAAUUGCAUUUUAAAAUAUGUGUCAUUGAAUUUAAAUGCACAAUGUUUGAAUCAUGUGGCUUUGACGCACAGAAUGUGAAAUCCUCAAAGAUUAAGCUGCAGGAGAUCGCUGCUAUCACAUGUGUGAUGUGAAAUGAUGAUAAAAACAUGUUGACCAGCUGCAGUUGGAACGUUCCACAAAACCUCCGCCUACUGUCGCUGGAAUGUGUCUGGAAAUAAACACAGACACAUUCCAGACACAUUGUGUGUUCUGUUGAUAAAUCAAUAGAACAAACUGUGAAAUCAGA
Messenger RNA from Oreochromis aureus, 1932 nucleotides. RefSeq names its product ARV1 homolog, fatty acid homeostasis modulator (gene arv1). Lineage: Eukaryota; Metazoa; Chordata; Actinopteri; Cichliformes; Cichlidae. The record is from RefSeq and is a predicted model, not a curated record. Bases 65 to 784 code for a protein of 239 amino acids. Gene Ontology annotation, biological process: regulation of plasma membrane sterol distribution; sphingolipid metabolic process; intracellular sterol transport. Gene Ontology annotation, cellular component: Golgi apparatus; cortical endoplasmic reticulum. The transcript has 5 exons.